AUGGCGUGUCACAAGUUACCCUACCGAUCCAAUUCCAUCGACGAGCAGUUCAAGCACUAUCGUCUGGAUGGUUGGGACGAAGCAGCCUACGAGCGCGAAUAUGAGAAAGAAUUGGCCCAGGAGUGUGGAACCUGCACGUUUAGGCGGCCUGUGGACGACGAUGAAGCAAUCUCCUUCGCUCGUGGAUCGCUGGAUGAAGUGGGCAGUGUUUCGAGGUGUACCCCGUUUGAAGCGGAACGUCCUGCACAAGUACCUUCAUUCCGCACUCUGGAUCCCAACGUCAAAGUUCAGCUCGGUCGGAGUAGAUCUCAUCAGGGGCGCAGAGACACACAGUCUUCACAAUUUUCAUGUCCAUCUCCCAAUACCUUCCAUCCCCUCCGGAGAUACUCGAUUACAACAGGAGAAGGACUCCCGAGCGACCAUUGUGGGCUACCUCGGAGGGCUAGCGAUAUUGCUUUGUAUCCCAGUGCAACAAAUGAACCCAAAUCCCCACCCAUCAGCGCUAAAUAA
Molecule: messenger RNA, 510 nt
Organism: Cantharellus anzutake
Lineage: Eukaryota; Fungi; Basidiomycota; Agaricomycetes; Cantharellales; Hydnaceae
Exons: 2
Coding region: 1-510 (169 amino acids)
Source: RefSeq, a predicted model, not a curated record